Molecule: messenger RNA, 861 nt
Organism: Rhipicephalus sanguineus (brown dog tick)
Lineage: Eukaryota; Metazoa; Arthropoda; Arachnida; Ixodida; Ixodidae
Exons: 6
Coding region: 187-783 (198 amino acids)
Source: RefSeq, a predicted model, not a curated record
CUCUAACCGUAUUUUUUUUUUUUUUCUGUUCAUAGGCCACCUGGCAGCGUCGACAUUCUAAACCACGAACGGGACGUUAUCACGACUAUAGUAGAGGCUGUGAGCGAGAAAGAGUACCCUCGGAAGAUUUCCAACGGAGAGUUUACCGCCGACAUUGAAUAUCGCGAAUGGAAGUUCAGCGGUCAAAUGGCUUUCGAGAGGGACGGCGCGAUGUACGAAUUGUACCGCCACCAAUUCCACGUGCGCGUCCAGAGAAACGAUAUCGUCGCGCGCUCAACCGACGUCAUCCGCCAUGGCCACAACGACGAAGGUAGCUCAUCUAGCGAGGCUCCCGUGGUACCAGUGAAACGAAGAUGGCCACCACGUAGGGAGAAACGCAAGAUCAGGUUGCCUGCAAUGUACCGUCACAGGGCCACCCCAGCUUCACACGCUGUGGUACGCAGACAAUCCAGGCGCGACCUGGAGCGAGCACUGCCGUUCUCAGUGCAAGACUGCCUGCGUUACAUGAGACCCAAGGAAGCUGGACAUGAACUUGUCGUGAAGCAAUACUUCGUACCCGACAUGAUCUACCGAUCGCUUCAGCAGUACGCAGAUAUCCCGGAAGUCCAGAAGGGCAACAACGCUAUCGUUUUCCUCGACAACAGUGUGUCCCUGGAAUGCAGCGGGCCACGGGCCAUUCAGUAUGGCCAGAGCAGCGAACCAGCACCAAGCACUGGGCUGUUUCAGAGCCUAAGAAGGGGUGUUGCCACAGUUCUUGGCAAAAUGUCCAAGUGGAUAUACUGAAGAGUAGCAACAUGUUUUUCGGACAGACAAGGGUCGACCAGUUCUGCAACAGUUUGCAAUUAAAAAAAGAACACAACC